AUGAGCGCAUCAGUACCACUACAAGCACCCGUCAUCGGCUCGCUGUGGCCCGAGUCGGACCCCAAGACGUUCCUCGAGAUCCAGUUCCGCACGCGCGCUCUCGUCGAGGGCUUCUCGCUCGCCUGGGACGACACGGCGCCCGAGGGCGUCCACACGUUCUACUGCUUCGAGACGCCGACAGUCGACGGCGUCGACUCGUGUCCGUGCGCCUGGACGAUCGCCCACGACCCCAAGACCGGCGUCUACCGCACGACGAGCUCCAGCUUCACCCACGCGCACCCUCCAGUCCCUGUCGAGUCCAAGGAGCACCGCGAGAUCGUCAAGGACCAGCGCGAGUUCCUCGUCGAGGCGGUCGCCGACCUCGAGGAGACGGCGACAGCUCGCUUCGACCAGCUGCGCAAGCUGUCGAGCUACCGCGUCGGUCUCGAGCCACUACCGGGCCCGUCGCCGUCGGUCCAGCAGCAGGUCAUCGUGCGGGACCUCGCCGUCGCCGUCGGCGAGCUGCGGGCUCGCGGGUUCGAGCUCAAGAUGCGCCUCGAGGACCGUCCCGUUAACGACUAUCCGACCGUCAGCACCUUCGACGCCCCGCCUCCUCCUUUGGCCCCGCUCGAGCCCGUCCGGCGUCCUGUUUCCGCCAAGGCCGCCAUCGCCUCCACACGCCCUCCUUCCCUCGUCCCCAUCCCUACGAGCGCCCCAAGCUCCACGCCCUCCCUCGUCGGCGAGCUCCCGUUCUCGCGUUUGCGCACGUUCCCACCGCCGACUCGCCCUCGCUCCUCCUCCACCGCCUCCUCUCGCCGCAGCCCCCUUCUCUUCCUCAACUGGUCGCAGUUCGAGAACGCGGUCGAGGCGCUCGCGUCGAGCCAGGGCUUCCAGGUCGGCGUGCGCGAGAUCGAGGUCGACGACGACGCGCUCGCGCUCGGCUGCACCGAGCCGGGCUGCACGUGGCGCGUCGCCGUCGCGCACGCGUCCGGUGCCGAGCGCGUCGUCGUCGCCGAGAAGACGUGCUACCAGCACAAGCACGCCGAGCCGGUACGCAAGCGCAGGGCGGGCGAGAAGGCGUCGAGCGGCGGGUCGGCCAAGGGCAAAGGGCUCGUCAAGGCGGACAAGAAGAAGAAGAAGAGCGUCACGUUCAAGGAGCCGACCCCGCCGCUUGCGCCCGCGGUCGCCGCCUCGACGCCGCACAAGCGCCAGCAGAUGCGCCGCAAGGCGACGAGGGCGCCCAUCGUCGAGGACGAGGCGAACGAGUCGGACGACGACGCCGACUGCGUCUUUGUCGGCAAGACUGAGCGGGACGACUUGAAGCACGUCGCCUCGUCCAUCCCCAAGGCCUCGGCCGUCACCGCGGCGCCGUCCUCGUUCAAGGCGCCGGCGCCCGCCUCGAGCCGACUCGCCCUCGCCGACUCGCACAACGUCCACUCACCCGCCUCGCCGUUCGGCCCUUCACGCCUGCCUAUCGGAAGCGUGUACGACCCUGCUCCCUUCUACGGCUCGUCGACGGCGAGCGUCGGGCCUAUGCCCUCGCUCUAG
Rhodotorula graminis WP1 is the source of this 1527-nucleotide messenger RNA. RefSeq lists its product as uncharacterized. The transcript has 5 exons. Bases 1 to 1527 code for a protein of 508 amino acids. The record is from RefSeq and is a predicted model, not a curated record. Lineage: Eukaryota; Fungi; Basidiomycota; Microbotryomycetes; Sporidiobolales; Sporidiobolaceae.